AUGUAUAAAGAUAUACGCAAGGAUAAAGAGAUAGAUAUAGGGAUCGCCGCGGGUUCGAGCCCGGCCCCCGACGGGGCGGAGCGGGGCCGUUCCGUUCCGUGCCGAGCCAGGGCGGGCCGUGCAGCCAUGGCAGGGCCCGGGGCACCCGCGCUGCUGGAGGCCGCCUGCAGGGCGUACGGGGCGGCCUUCGGGGGUGCUGCGGCUGCCGGGGCGGCCUGGGCCCCCGGGCGGGUGAACCUGCUGGGCGAGCACACCGACUACAACGGCGGCUUCGUGCUGCCCAUGGCCCUGCAGCUGGGGACGGUGCUGGUGGGCUCCCCCACGCAGGACGGGACCAUCUCCAUCCUCACCACCUCGGAGUCAGCGGAUGAGCCCCACAGGGUGCAGUUCCCUACUCCCUGCGAAAGCAGCCCCCUGAGCCCUGGGCAGCCACGCUGGGCCAACUAUGUCAAGGGCGUGAUCCAGCACUACCGGGGCGGUCCCGUGCCUGGCUUCAACGCCGUGAUAGCCAGUGAUGUCCCCCUCGGCGGCGGCCUCUCCAGUUCUGCCUCUCUGGAGGUGGCUACUUACACCUUCCUGCAGCAGCUCUGCCCUGACGAUGGCGAUUUGGUGGCCAAGGCGCUGGCAUGCCAGAAAGCGGAGCACACGUUUGCUGGCAUGCCCUGCGGGAUCAUGGACCAGUUCAUAUCCGUGAUGGGCAAGGAGGGUCACGCGUUGCUCAUCGACUGCAGGUCCCUGGAGACCGUCCCCGUCCCGCUGACCGAUGCCAGCUUGGCCGUCCUCAUCACCAACUCCAACGUGCGGCACACGCUGACGGGCAGCGAGUACCCCACGCGCCGGCGGCAGUGCCAGGAGGCGGCAGCGGCGCUUGGCAAGGCCAGCCUGCGGGAUGCCACCAUGGCCGAGCUGGAAGCGGCCAGGGGCCGGCUGGGUGAGGAGGUGUACCGGCGUGCCAGGCACGUCAUUGGCGAGAUCGAGCGCACGGUCCAGGCGGCGCGAGCGCUGCAGGACAGGGACUACGGCACGUUCGGGAGGCUGAUGGUGGAGAGCCACAACUCCCUGCGGGAUGACUACGACGUGAGCUGCCCAGAGCUGGAUGAGCUGGUAGCAGCGGCUCUGGAGGUCGAUGGGGUUUAUGGCAGCCGGAUGACGGGAGGAGGCUUCGGUGGCUGCACGGUGACGCUGCUGGUGGCCGAGGCUGCGGAGAGGGCCCAGCAACACAUCCAGGAGAAGUACAGCGGCACAGCGACCUUCUACAUCUCCAAACCCUCGGAUGGGGCAAAGGUGCUGCCCCUGUAGAAGAAACAAGCACCUCGUCUGUGCUGGGAUCGUGUCCCUGCUGGGAGAGGAAUGGCGGCCACUCUCCUCGCUCCACCAGGGAGCCAAGCUGUGUGCCUGCAUCAUUUGCUUAAUAAAAGUAAAACAUUUGCACGGUCA
Messenger RNA from Cygnus atratus (black swan), 1437 nucleotides. RefSeq names its product galactokinase 1 (gene GALK1). The record is from RefSeq and is a predicted model, not a curated record. Lineage: Eukaryota; Metazoa; Chordata; Aves; Anseriformes; Anatidae. Gene Ontology annotation, cellular component: cytosol; cytoplasm. Gene Ontology annotation, molecular function: galactokinase activity; ATP binding. Gene Ontology annotation, biological process: galactose metabolic process; carbohydrate phosphorylation. The transcript is spliced from 9 exons. Bases 1 to 1299 code for a protein of 432 amino acids.